This is a messenger RNA of Phycodurus eques (leafy seadragon), 2667 nucleotides long. RefSeq names its product RAB, member of RAS oncogene family-like 2 (gene rabl2). The record is from RefSeq and is a predicted model, not a curated record. The transcript is spliced from 9 exons. Gene Ontology annotation, molecular function: GTP binding; GTPase activity. Gene Ontology annotation, cellular component: endosome; Golgi apparatus. The coding region runs from base 706 to 1386 and encodes 226 amino acids. Lineage: Eukaryota; Metazoa; Chordata; Actinopteri; Syngnathiformes; Syngnathidae.
CCCAUUGCGUCAGAUGACAAAUGGUUGGAUUUACGGAGACCACUAUUGCACUGAUUCUUUUUAAAUCCCAGUUUCUUUUCUUUCAGGCAACCUACAGGAUACUGAUUGGGAUCUAGCCUAUGAAACUGAAGACGAUGACAGUACCUCAUGUGAAUAAAAGUGCAAGAAAAAAACAACAACUUUGUCAUGGUAAUAUUGGCACCGACCCACGUCAAAUGACUUUGUGACAGGCACUACGAAGGACACCCAAGACCGAAGGGGUCCUUUGGGCGUCCCCGUUGCAUAGAAACACAAACCGCCAACACAGAUUUGUACAGUUCCAAACGGAAAGGUAACAAACUUGCCUUAACAUUGUACGGCGACAGACACAACUGCACAAGAUGGAAAUACGCACAUAUAUAUAAAUGAGAAACAGUCGCCACGCGGUUGUAACCUAAUGUCCGUCGUGACUGCGUAGUUAGCAAGUCACACUGCACAAUUCGGGACAAAACCUCUCUCGUAUUAAUGCCAUAAAAAUGUUUCCUCGACUGCCGUCGUUGUUUGUAAACGUUAAAACGUUCACGAGUGUCGGGUAACCGGUCGGCGGACUCGGUAAGCUACUCUUCGUUAGCCUGUCGAGCUAGUUCGUUCGUAAACACACACAUGGUGAAGGCGUCUUAAACCGAAGAGGGGAACAAAAACACACGACGACGACGUGGUGAAGCAAUGGCUGCCGACGACGAUGACAACAACAUCCCCGAGCUGGACCAAAAGAAGUACGACGCGGACGAGCAAGUCAAGAUCAUCUGUCUAGGAGACAGUGCCGUCGGUAAAUCCAAGCUGAUGGAGAGGUUUCUCCUGGACGAGUAUCGCCCGCAGCAGUUGUCGACGUACGCUUUGACGCUCUACAAACACACAGCCAAGGUGGCCAACAGGACGGUGGCAGUGGAUUUCUGGGACACGGCCGGCCAGGAGAGGUUUCAGAGCAUGCACCCCUCGUACUACCACAAAGCGCACGCUUGCAUCAUGGUUUUUGACAUCCAGAGGAAGAUCACCUACAAGAACUUGGCCAACUGGUACAAGGAGCUGAGAGAGUACAGACCUGAGAUUCCCUGUUGUGUGGUGGCCAACAAGAUCGACGCCGACCUGAAGGCGACCCAGCGGAGUUUCAACUUUGCUAAGAAGAAAGGACUCCCUUUUUAUUUUGUUUCUGCAGCUGAUGGCACUAACGUCGUCAAGAUGUUCCGAGAGAUGAUCAAGCGGGCUGUGGAAUACAAGCAGAACCCCGGCGACUUCAUGGACGAAGUCAUGCAGGAACUGGAGAAGUUUGAGCUAGAGAAGAAAGAAGCUCAUUCAGAUGCAGAGGGCGGUGACAUUAAGGGAGAGGAGAGCCCAGAGUUGGCCUGACCAAAGUCGCCGUCCUCACGUGUCCAUCCACGCCCUUGCGAUGAUACGAUGUGACCUCCGCUGCAAGACAACUCAAAUUAGAAUUUGUGUUCUUCAAUGUUUCUCUUCUCCAGUUUACAAGGGGGUCCUCGGUUGAUGACGCAGUUCUGUUCCUUCGGCGUCACCGGAAUUCGAAGUCGUAACACGCCAUGGUCUCUUACUAUCCUACACUCAUGCAGUCCUGAAAACGCUUCCAGGCUAUAUAAACCAAUUAAAUGACAAACACUGAGUAUGGCUGUAAUUGAGUCUUUUUAUGCCGCAUGACCACGUAGUCUUACCUCGCUGCAAAAACCAGCUCAUCGCGUGCCGUUUGUAACCUCAAAACCACAAUGCAGUCAUGGAAAAACGGUUUCUUCAAUUUCUUUCUCAAUAGUAACCACAAUCACUGGGGAUACAAUUCAGCUUAAGCGUUUGAAAUAGGACAUAACGGACAAAGGAAUCACCUGCAUUUUUGUCGUGUUUAUUGUAAAACUUUUGGUGGUAGCAGGCAUUAAAAUGAACAAGAAACGGAAGAAACACAGGUCCCAGUCUAAUCGCUUUUUCCACCGAGGACCCCGUGUAAUUUGUACCUUGGUUUUACCUGGUGCAAGAAUUGGGUGAUUGCGUCAUUUAUCAUUACAUUUACACAUACAUUUUUGUGGAAUAGAUUUUUUUAGAUCAAGAAUGUUCAUUUAAGAGCGAUAAAGCAGUCAUUAUUAUGUUACUGGAAUUGCAAAUUUCUGGGAAUUUUCAAAGUUGGAAAUUUCCCAAUCAAAAUGCAAUUUAAAAAAAAAAAAAAAGGUGUUUUAACUGCCUAUAGAUGGCACAAGAUGGCAGCAAUGCACUACUGAAAGAACGACGCUCCUAAACGCACUCCAAUUCCCCAUGCAAAUUUCUCACAUUUCCUGACAUUUUCCACAACUUUGCCAUCUUACAAUGCCAUCUUAGAUGUCUUGUAAUAAGAAUGUGACCCACUUUUGUCAUUGACGCUGUUUUCUGUGUUGUUUGGUCUCGAGUUGCUGCAUUAGUUUCAGGGUGCGCAUGCCGUUUGCCGGCAGCACAACUUUACACGAGUCAUCAACAUCGUCGUUUUCAGACUCGAAGACAAAGAAUGUAAUCCUUUUUAUUUCAACGCUGUCAAUAAACUGUGUAAGUGUUGUGAAUUGUGAAUAAAUGUACCAAAGCGCUGACUUAGCAGUUCAUGUUUUAAUUAGAAAUGUAUUCCAUAAUAUAACAAACAUAUCUCUGCAAUGGCGAUAUCCC